CGCUCUCCUCCCUCCCCCGCUGACUGUUUGACUGGGUAGUGAUCAGCUGUUCACGAUGGCUGUGAACCCCAAGGCCUACCCUCUGGCGGAUGCUCAGCUCACCAACACCAUCAUGGACAUCGUCCAGCAGGCGACCAACUACAAGCAGCUGAAGAAGGGCGCGAACGAGGCCACCAAGACUCUGAACCGCGGCAUCAGCGAGGUGGUGGUGAUGGCGGCGGACACCGAGCCAAUCGAGAUCCUGCUGCACCUCCCCCUGCUGGCCGAGGACAAGAACGUGCCCUACGUUUUCGUGCCCUCCAAGGCCGCGCUUGGCCGCGCGUGCGGCGUGUCGCGACCCGUGAUUGCGUGCAGCGUGACCACCAAUGAGGGCAGCCAGCUGAAGAACCAGAUCCAGCAGCUGAAGCUGGCCAUUGAGAAGCUGCUGAUCUGAGUGCUUGCCGCGCAAGCACUCGAGAUGGUGGAGUGGCGGCGCAGCGCCGGCGCAGCCAGCAUUGUGGCUCGCACCAGGGCUGCGCAGCCCCGCGUCAGAUGCAGCAAAGCGCCAUGGCGGCUGGGCUGGGGGCGGCAGGCUGUGGCCCGAGCAGGCCGCAGCUUGCCGCCGUUCGGCUGGCUGGGGAGCAUCCCUAGGCCCGGAGCACUAUUUUCUCCGUCACUCGCUGACCUGAGACCCGACUGUUCUGCCGUGGCUGGGAUGCUGCCACCCGGCACGCAACUGUAACGAUAGCGCAGUUGC
Molecule: messenger RNA, 736 nt
Organism: Chlorella variabilis
Lineage: Eukaryota; Viridiplantae; Chlorophyta; Trebouxiophyceae; Chlorellales; Chlorellaceae
Product: ribosomal protein L7
Exons: 4
Coding region: 56-433 (125 amino acids)
Biological process (GO): maturation of SSU-rRNA; mRNA splicing, via spliceosome; ribosome biogenesis
Cellular component (GO): nucleolus; U4/U6 x U5 tri-snRNP complex; box C/D methylation guide snoRNP complex
Molecular function (GO): RNA binding
Source: RefSeq, a predicted model, not a curated record